UGCUGUUAUGUUCUUUUUAGACGACAAAGUGCGAGAAAGACGAGGUGGAGAGAGGAUUAUAAUGUAAUAAAAAGAGAACGAAUACAUUCAGUAACUAAGUCGUAGUGAAAAGAAUCAGAAUAUCAUAUAUCCGUCUGGAGUCACUUACCCGAUGGAAGACGGCAUUUGGUGAUUUAUCAAGUAUGCGUAUUUCAUUGCUAAUAAUAAAGAUAAGUGGACCGUUUGUACUACAAUACCCGAAAAUGGCCGCUGUGAAAUAAUGUAACAUUAAGAUCUCACUGAAGGAUUUGGCUUCAACUUAAGUGAAAAUCUAUAAUAAUAUUGCUUCAAGACCGUGGUCUCUCAGCUUAAAAGUAUUUCAGCUGUCAUAAUUAUCCCCAAUGUGAAGAUGUCAUGAAGUUGAGGAAGGGUUAUAAAGGUGGACUCUUCAAUGUACAGCACAAGAAGUGUGUAAGAGCUUGACAUUCUGUAAAACCAUACGGUAGCAGAAGGGACUCUCAAUGGCAACAGAUCCUGGUGAGCCCACAGACACAGGAGAUGGUGGGAAAUCUGAUGGAGUAAAUCUGCAGGUCCAGAAUCCAGAACAAGGCAGUGAAAGACCGACUGUCUCACAGGAAAAUGAAACCAUGGAUAGCGAGUUAAAUAAUGCAAGACAGAGCAACAACCAGGUGACUUCUAGUUCAGGAUCUCUGACCUCAAAUGGUAGGAAAGAAAACAAGCGCUUCUUCAGGAAGAGUAUUGAGAUCUGUGAACAGGAUGAUGUUGAUGAUCCUCUCUGCUCUGGUAAACAAGAUAUCAUUGGAAUUAGCAGUGUUGUCACUGAAACCUUUGAUACAGAUAAUGUAUUCUCAGGUGGCACAGGUAGUGGAAUCGGUAAUUAUCAGCAGCCAGGGAUGUCAUCGAUUAACAUUUGCACACCAAAUUCCCUUUCUACAGACCAAAAUCAUUGUAACAAAGAGGUUUCUACUACAGCAUCUUCCAAAACGAGGACUGAGAGGGAGUUGGAAGAGGAGGCAGAGACUGAAGCUGUUGCUACCUCACCUGGUGGCAGAUUCUUGAAAUUUGACAUUGAGCUUGGAAGAGGUGCAUUCAAAACUGUCUACAAAGGUCUUGAUACAGAAACCUCAGUGGAAGUGGCCUGGUGUGAACUACAGGAUAGAAAGUUGACAAAAGCUGAGCAGCAGAGAUUUAAAGAAGAGGCCGAAAUGCUUAAAGGUCUUCAGCAUCCUAAUAUUGUACGCUUCUAUGAUUCCUGGGAGUCCGUUCUGAAGGGCAAGAAAUGUAUUGUUCUAGUUACAGAGCUUAUGACUUCGGGUACACUUAAAACAUACUUGAAGAGGUUCAAGGUGAUGAAGCCAAAGGUUUUACGUAGCUGGUGCAGGCAGAUUUUAAAGGGUCUUCAGUUUUUGCACACAAGAACUCCACCAAUAAUUCACCGGGACUUGAAGUGCGACAACAUUUUUAUCACUGGGCCAACAGGCUCAGUAAAGAUUGGUGACUUGGGCCUUGCAACACUCAUGCGCACAUCCUUUGCCAAGAGUGUAAUUGGCACGCCUGAGUUUAUGGCCCCUGAAAUGUAUGAGGAACACUAUGAUGAAUCAGUAGAUGUGUAUGCCUUUGGGAUGUGCAUGCUUGAAAUGGCUACUUCAGAGUAUCCAUAUUCAGAAUGCAAGAAUGCUGCACAGAUUUAUCGCAAAGUCACCAGUGGCAUCAAACCUGCCAGCUUUGACAAAGUGAGUGACCCAGAAAUCAAGGAAAUCAUAGAGGGAUGUAUCCGCCAAAACAAAAGCGAAAGGCUUUCUAUAAAGGAUCUUUUGACGCAUGCAUUCUUUGCAGAGGAUACAGGUGUGCGAGUUGAACUUGCAGAAGAUGAUGAUGGUAUGAAAGAAUCACUUGCUCUUCGUAUUUGGGUGGAAGACCCAAAGAAGUUAAAAGGAAAACACAAAGACAAUGAAGCAAUUGAAUUCAGCUAUGACCUAGAAAAUGAUAUAGCUGAAGAAGUUGCCCAGGAGAUGGUUAAGUCUAAAUUAUUUACAGAAAGUGACUCUAAGUUAGUUGCAAAGUCAAUAAAGGACCGUGUGACUCUAAUUAAGAAAUCAAGAGAAUGGAAACAACUUAUGCGUGGAUAUGAAGAACGACGUGAUUCCCAGACAGUGCUAACAGGAGGUGGUGGUCCAUCCACAUCAUCACAAGUCAGUGGUUUUGUCUCUUCCAUUGGUCAGACCCCAGGUCUUAGUGUUGUGACUCAAGUAGGAUUGCCUGAACCAGAAGAACUAACAGAGGUUGAUCAACAUGUCCGUCUACAGCAGCUACAGCAAAAAGUACAAAGCACUACCUUUACAGGAGAAUUUGUUACAGAAGGCAAUGUAGUCCAUGCAGAUUACAUCACCUGUUCAGAAAAGAUUAUGAGUGGACAUAAUCAAACUGCCUGUAUAGCACAGUCAGAUGUUGGACUACAGCUACAGUUUCACAAACAGCCAAUUGGUUAUCCGCAGAUAUCAGCACCGGCUUCGGGGUCAGGAUACCCUAUACAGUCACUUCAGAGUCAGCCAUAUCAGGAAUUGCAAGCAUCUGGAUUUACUUCUCAACCACCUGGACUACAAGCACAAACCAUUCACAUGCAACAGAUACAAGGGUCAGGGGUGCUGUGUCAUCCUCAGGUACUGGCAAUUGGACAAAGCCAGCCACUUCAAACAAUGCCAGUACAGAGUUUGGUUCAGCCAGCAGUCCUGCAGCCACAGAUUUCGCCUGUGGCAGUUCCACCUUUUCAGCAGCCACUUGAUGCCAUGCAGUCGUCAUCCUUUGGGACAGAUGGACAAUUAAUAACUCGCCUACAAUCUCAGGCUCCUGCGACAACAGCUGUUGACCCAACAAAUAUUGCUUGUGUGUCAGGUUCUAGCCUGAUGACUAUUCCACCACCAUUACAACAUUUCCAAGGCAUUGUAUCUCCACAAGCUGUUGUGCCCUCUUCUGCUACAGUGCCAGCUAUUGCUUCUGUGACGGGGGCAGAGUCUAGUGAUACACCAGUUGCAAGUGCUAUUUUGUUAAUCGGACAAGACAUUCAAGCAGCACAACAGAAAACUGUUAAAAUAAUGCCUCAGACAAAUGUCUCCCAACAGCAUCAAGUGACAUCAGUACACCAGGUACCACCACAGCACAUAAAGCAACGUUCUGUCUUGCAACAGCAGCAUUUACAAGCUAAUAUUGCAGAUACACAAGUGCAGCAACAAACUCUAAUAGCAAAUGUUGAAAAGCAUGCUGUAUUAAUUCAGCAGGCAGAUCAGCAUGCUUUAUUAGAACAGAAACAAGAGCAGCAAAUUUCAAUGAAACCACAUUAUCCUUUAGAGCAACCAAUCUUUGUACCUCAACAUAUAGUUGAGGAGCCUCUGCAACAUGAACAGCAGGUGAAAGGGCAGAAGCAAGAAAAUGAACAAACAGUACUACAACAGCAACUGAUUGACCAACAACUUUUCCUUUUGCAGAAGCAACACUUGGAUCAACAAACGUUACUUCAGCAGCAGCAGACAUUGAGCCAUCAGGCAUUACUGCAGCAGCAUCAAACAUUGGAUCAACAUGAAUUAAUUAUGCAGCCGCAACAACUGGAUCAACAAAUUCUGCUGCAUCAAAUGGAACAACAGAGGUUACUGCAACUGCAGCACAUUCAACAGAUGGAAAAGCAAGCAGCAGUAAAAAUUCAACAAAUUGAACCCAAGUCAUUAUUACAACCUUUGGAUAAACUGAAGCUGCUACAACAGCAGCCAGUGGGCCAGCAGGUAGUGCUUCCACCCCCAGUGGAUCAACAGGUAGUGCUACAUCAGCAGGCACAACAACAUGUGGAGCAGCAGGCAUUGUUAAAGAAGCAACAUCUGGAGAAACAAGUACUGCUGCAGCAGCAGCAGCAGGUGGAUCAGCAGGCUUUGCUACGGCAGCAGGUGGAUCAGCAGGCUUUGCUACGGCAGCAGGUGGAUCAGCAGGCUUUGCUACGGCAGCAGGUGGAUCAGCAGGCUUUGCUACGGCAGCAGGUGGAUCAGCAGGCUUUGCUACGGCAGCAGGUGGAUCAGCAGGCAUUGAUGCAGUUGCAGCAAAUGGAACAGAAUUUGCUUCACCAUCAACAGACUGAAAAUCAGGUUUUACCUAAGGAGCAACAGGAGUUACUGCAACGAGAGGAGGUGCAGCAGCAGGUGGCGUUACAGCCAAAACAGAUGGAUCAGCACACAUUCAUUCAACAAAAAAUGGAACAGCAAACCUAUCUACAGUUUGAUCAGCAGGUUUUGUUGCAAAAGCAGAAAGAGCAACAUGCAUCACUGCAGCAGCCACAGCAAGUAUUUUUGGAAAAGCCAAGUGUUCUGCCCCAGUCAACCUUGCCUUUACAAGGAGCUGUAUCAGUUCUAGAGCCACAAGCACAGGUACCUAUCCAGCAGACAUGGGCACAGAAACACAUGCAACAGUAUACCUGCUUACCUCAGCAAAUGGAACAAAGCUCCAUCAUUUCACAACAAAAUCUCCAGAGCAGUGAAGUUCUGUCAGAACUACAGAAGCAGGGUUUAGUUCAGAAACAAGCUGAACAUCAGUCUUUCUCACAGGGAGGAUCCACUUUGAUAGAUUCCAGUUCAGAAGCAGCUUUGCAAGAUCCCCCUAAACUGCAGACUGUUUCAGUCCAACCUCAAACUGACCUAGCUUUCCAGCAACAACAUACUGUUGCCCAGCAAGUGGUCCACAGUAUGCCUGAUUCACAGCGUAUAACGCAACAGAAACCUGCUCAGCUACCCUACCAAAGGUUAGUUCAGUUUUCCUUUCAGGAUCAGCAAAGUAGCUUGACCCAGUCUGCUCAACAGCUUACCCAGCAAGUUUAUAUGCCACCACAACAAACUCUGUUUAUUCCUCAGCAGGUAGUCUCAGUGUCACAGGCUGCCCCUGUAAUCCAGUCUUCUGCAUCUCUUCAAAAUGUUCCCCUCCCUACGCAGCAACAGCAGGUGAUAGUGACACCUCAGCAGCUUCUUGUCCAACCACAGUUGCAAGCACAGGAGACAAUAAAAACAUCUAAAACACCAAUUCCAAUACAGCACCAGGUUCAACAGCAGGUUCCAUUUAAUCAGUCUGUUCCAUCACUACAAGAGACUGAACAACUGACAUUAUCAAGACAGCUGCUGCAGCAGACUGGCCAAGUUAAUCAACAGCAGGAAAUAAAACAACAAAUAAAUACCUCACAUGUCCAAGGUUCUUUAAUUCAACCUGACAUCACCACUCAAGAAAUUCAACAACACAUUCCACACACAGUAAUUCUAAAGCCAGUUCAGUCUUUGCAGCUGGGUCAACCUGUGCAGCUGGUACAACAAAAGUCACAAUUUCAGCAGCAAACCCAUAUAACACCUCAACCCCUAAGCACUCCUUCACAUCUAGAUAUACUUGCCCCACAGCAGCAGGGCCAUAUAGCAACACAACAUGUUUCCCAGAAACAGCUGGAAAUUCUUCAAAAGGACAAACAUGUGGAGUAUAAAUCACUAUUAUCAGAGACCCAACAUCACAUUCAUGCCCAUAUACAUCAGUCAAAAACUGAGGUUUCACCACUCUCAGCAGAAUCAAUGCAGCAACAAUCCGUUUUACAGGGUAUGAUUCCACACCAGGUUACAUUACAGGCUGAAGAAUCCAGUGAGGACCAGCAGCAUGAUCUGUUACAGAAGGUACCAGUGCAGGAUCAUCUACUUAAGCAACAGUCAGGAAUUGCACAGUUACAUGACCAGGCAUCUCCACAACAAAUUACACAAACUCUUUUAGACCAGGUGACUUCAAUAACUACCCCCUCACAAAAGCUGCUCAUUCAACAAAAUCACGCACUUAGUUUGAAAUCCCAGCUAUUUGUUUCUGACCAGAAACCAACUGUCCUUUCCAAGACAUCUCUUAUUUCAUUGGAGAGUUUCUCUGACAACAGUGGUAUUAAUUCUCAGCCAAAGCAAGGAUUUCCAAUACUGCAGAGCACUGAACCUGUACCAGGAUUGACCACAAGCCCUUCACAUUCUUUUUGUUACCAAAUUCCUGAUGUACUGCCAAAGUCUGGAAAGCCCAUAAGUACUACUUCUGUUCCAGCACCUGAUGAAUAUGCAUUACCAUUUACAUCGGUGGAUCCCCCAGAUAUGCCAGUGGACCCUCGAUUACAGCAAUCCAUUGUUCCUGUCCCUGAUGUUAACAGUGGCCUUCCAGAAUUAGAAGAUAACUAUAGAGCCCAGAUUCAGAGCUUGCAAGAAAUUCUUUGUGUUCAGCAACAGCAUCACCACCUGCCAAAGCAAGACUCUCUUCCUGGAGUUCCAGUUGAUUCCAAGGGAUUAACAAAUGGGGAAGAUAUCGCAGGCAGGAAUGGCAAAACUGAUAAACCGAAGACACAGAGGAGAUCAUCAUGCCAGAAAACCGAUAAACUUGUACAUUUCCAGCUCUUUAUGUUACAGGUUUCAUCCUAUGGAGACAAUAUGGUGGAGUGUCAGCUUGAGACACACAAUAACAAAAUGGUGACAUUUAAAUUUGAUACAGAAGGAGAUGCACCUGAAGACAUAGCUGACUGUAUGGUUGAAGAGGAUUUUGUGCUUAACAUUGAAAAGGAAAAAUUUGUGGAAGAACUGAAGGUAAUAGUAAUGAAAGCACAGGAGAUCCUGAAAAAUACAUCAUUUAAACUAGAUGGACAACAUGGCAGCAUUCAGGCUGAAUCAUUGGAACACUUGCAUGUAAACCCACUACCGCCACCAAGCAAAGAGUCGGGCCAUCAGUGUUCUCCUGUAGGACGGUGGAAAUUUUUCAUCAAUCAGACAAUCAAGCACCGCGAGUCACAGUCCUCCCAGGGAUUGCUAAUGCCUUCCAGUGGUGCUACAGAUCUACACCUGAAUUCUAGAGAUAUCAAAGAAGAAAAUGUUGACAAGUUCACCAAUAUUAUAGUGACAUAUAAACAGAGUUCUGAUCAAUUUGAUGUCCCUAUAGAAAUUGAAAUAGAUCAUAGUAAUAACCCAGCUGUCAUUAAGAAAACAGAAGAAGUAAUGACAUUUGUUGAUUCUCUGCCAGCUACUGUAUCCCUCAGUUGCCAUCAGACCUCUGUAGGCCUAGUUCAAGAGAUUACUUCAGAAGAACCAACACUUGGAGUUGAAAAUCAAACCAAGUAUGAAGAUAGUUAUUCUGAAUCAUUCGUUGGAGAGACAGAACAGUGUAAUGAACUUGUUUUAGAGCUGAAGCAUGACACUGAUUCAUCUUUGCUCUCUCAGAGUAGCCUUGUUACCAGAUCUGGUACAGAGGUUACUUCAAGUCUUUCUUUUUUGGAGCCACCGUCUCAGCAGAUCCAAGAAACUACACCAGUGUCAUAUGCCAGUCCUGCUCAGCCAUCUUCAUUUCCAGAUUCAGAUGGAGAAGGACCUCCAAAAUUUGAAUAUGUAGACAACUGUAUCAAGACAUUGGACAAAAAGCUUCGAAGUUUACUUUACCAAGAACACAGUGGUUGCUCUGUGUCUGGAAUUUCUGAAGUCUCAACAUGUGAUCCCUUAAUGGCUGAAAUCUUAGAUUCUACUAGUGAAAAAAUAUCAGUCACAACAGUUUCUUCUUCUUCCUCCUCAACUUCAUGUUGCUCCUCAUGUUCUGAUCUCUCUGGCUUUACACAAGGACCAACAAAAAAAGGGGCAAUUGAUGAAUCAAAUGCUGCUGCAGCAGCAAAAGCAACAGCCGGGCUAGGUGAGGACAAAGAUGUCAUCAUUAGAACAGAAAAACAAGCCUAUCUUAACUCUGAAGGAAAUGUUAUUUCAGCUAAUCCACUAGAUAUGGCAGUUCGGCAGCAGCCAUUAUCCUCUGUUAUUUAUCGUGACGUCUCAGUCCAAGGUGGUGAUAAAGAACACCUCUCAGAAGCCUUCACAUCAAUGUCCAUUGAGGCUGCUGUUGAUGUACCUCUACAUUCGGAUGCCUCUUCACCUGGAGACCCAGAGUACCUUCCUUCCAGAGGUGGAACCUACAAGCUGCAAGCAGGAGAAGUUGUUUCCAGUCAAGUGGAAGGUUUGUCUGAGUCAUCUUCAGUUGUGGAGCAUCAUAGUCUAAGUGGAGCGGAACCUAAGGAACCUCUUGAAUCAGUCCAGAGAGGUAGAUUCCAGGUCAUUCCUGUGUCGACUGAAAUGGAGUUAGUUUCGAAGCCUGUUCAAUCUGGAACCAUGCAGAGUGCAGAAUGUUCAAGUAGUAUGACAGAAUGUAUUCAAGGUUCAUCACUAUUUACAACAGAUGAACAGUUUCAAACGGAGAAAAUAGUUGGGCGCUUCUCAGUCACCCGGACCCAGACUGAAUGUCAGAGCUAUUUGGAAACUGCUUCUUUACCUUCCACUCAUACUUGUGAAAUGAACAGCUCUUCCUUUACUCCAGAACAAGACUCUCGGAGUACCUCAACAUCAGCAAGUUGCAGUACUCAGUCAGAAAGUUGGAAACAAGAUGGAAAUUUGACAAUAGAAGCACAUACUGUAAAUGCAGAAUCCCCUAAACAAUCCAUGACUGAUGGAGAUGAUUCCUCUGUUCCAGUAGGACCCAGUGGGGAUGCUAACUGUAGAGCUGGUCCACCACAGCAAGAGGAAGGUACCCAUAGGCUUCAAAAGCAAAACUCUACUCAUUUGUAUUCUCCUUCCUCACCAAUGAGUAGUGAUGAUGAAUCUGAAGUAGAAGAUGAAGAUCUGCGAAGAGAACUGCAGAGACUUAGGGAGAAACACAUUCAGGAAGUUGUAACACUUCAAGCACAACAGAGUCGAGAGCUAAAUGAACUGUAUGAGCAACUGCGUCAGCUGAAGGAACAUAAGUACACACCGGUUCAUCAGUGCUCCAAUCAAAGCUUGUCACCCAGGCGACAAAGGUCAGGCAAGGGCAAACUGCGGAGCAGACCACAAUCCUUCACCCAAACGGACAAUGGCUUUAUCAGCAAUGGUUCCAUGAUGUGCAACAGUGCUAACUUUUGCCUUCAGGAGUCGUCUAGCAAGAAGACCAUGUUUACUGAUGAGCUGCAUAAGUUAGUAGAUGACUGGAAGAGAGAAGCAGUUGGAUUUGCCCAUUUAAAGCCCAGUUUGAAUCAGAUUAAGCAAAUCCAGCAAAAACAGGAAUUUGCUUUUUGGAAUUCACCAUCUGAGGGUCCUUCCCCAGGAUGGUUUUCAUCUGUAACACCUGUUAAUGUUGGAACAGUCUCCGUACAAACUGCACCAGUGGCUGUAUCCUCUGCAUCCUCUACACCUACUUUCCAGGGGGCCCCAGUCGCCACAACACCUUCCGUUUCUGCAUAUGCAGUACCACAACUCUGUCCUUAUAGUGUUGUUGCAGGCUCCACUUAUUCUGCACAGUGGUCUGGAUUGCCUUCCUCUGCACUGCCACAACACUCCUCUUCAGUUCCUUCUCCAUCUCAGGCUCUGGGCCACUUCACAACACCUGGGAAUGUAAUGCACCCUGCUUCAGUAAUUCAGAAAACUUCUGGAGCUCCUCCUGGACCAAAAUAAGAUAUUCUCGCCUUUAAGGAUCCUGGCCUCUAAUGGGUUUCUUGGGGGGGGAAAGAAAUUUGACUGUCUUGAGCAGUCGAAAGAAGUGCUGCCUAUUACAUUUUGGGGAGCCUUUGUGGAGUCAAUGUAUAAACCAUGUAUGUGACCACCAUGGUUGUGCAUGGGUUUGAGGUGAAAGCAUAUGGAUUACUGUUUCCAGUUUUAUCUCAUUGUUCUCUACAAAAAAAUGGAAACCUGUUUGACUACCUUACAAAUAUUCCAUCAAAAACAAAAGGCAGAGAUAAAUGCAAAGUAUUCCCCAACUACCCACUUGCCUUUUCCAAAGUAGUUUUAGGAUAGUUUUAUCCUCAUUUAAAGUAUAUUAUGAGACACAGUGGCCCCUGUUUUGUAUCUGCUGUAGAGCCAGCCUUAGACCUUGCCAGUCAGAUCUUUGUAAGAGAUUUAAUUAUUGUGGAUUUACAUGAAUAAAAUACUGUGUAAAAUUAAUCAGAAUACCUUUUAAGAUGACUGCCCUCUAAUGCUAACCUCACAAAAUGUCAACAUUGGUCCAGAUGUGAGACAACACAAGUGGUGAAAGGUGGUUUGUGCAAAACAGAUGUUCAUAUUGGGUUGCUCAUCAAAUACUAAAUUUGUUAGAUUCAUCAUAUUUCAGUAUCUUCACUUUGAGUUGCUUUGCUCAAGUGGCAAGUUAAGGAUGAGACCAAGUCUAAACUGUAAAAUUGUAAGGUAGCUCCCAUCAGCAUGAUUGCCUCCAAUAUAGCUACAGUAAUAUUAGUAGUUUAUAAAGAACAGCGUCUCUCGGCUUUCGUGCAUGGUAAUCCAGUUUUUGUCGAAAACUAAGUGGUGUGGUUUGAGGGCCAUUUACUUUGUUUUACUUUGAGAGAUUAUUACAGGUUUGAAGGCAGGUAUAUAGUAGGAGGCAUUUAGCUGACAGAAAUUGUGUACUGUAAUGUUAACAUCCUUCAGAUGCUUAACAUUGGAUUGCCUCUGUUCUUCAUCCCAUUGUCUACACUUGUGAUGAAGCAUAUAUUUAUCAGUCUUUGGCAGCUAUUGGUAUUGUUCUAUUUCUUGCUUUGACUUUAUGGCUUGAGAAAACGCACAUCACACCAGUGUGCCAAUGUGAAUAAAUGUGUAUCUUUCUUUGCCUUCCUAUGGUAUUUCUUUGAUAUUUGUAUUCUUAAAAAUGCCUGUCUAAUUAUUUUUAAUUCACAUUUCAUUUUCAAAGCUACCAACUUUGUAUUUUGAGUCCUACUGAAGAGCUUAUUGGCUGCACCUUUUUGUUAAAUGAAGAGGUGAUAAUUUAUAGAUCCUGACUUUGUUUACAAAGUAUUCCUGUCCAUUAACUACAUAUGACAGGUUCUACACUAGUCAGGCACAAGAGAAAUUUUGUAGCCCUUGGUUUAAAUAAUGUUAGACGGUAAAAUGCUUAACCUAAAGUAACCGGGUGAAGCUGGUUACAAAACAAGCCUGUAGUUUCCCUUAGCGAUACCAUAGCAAGGCACUUUUGUUUUCCUUUCUAGUCACCGACAACUGGAUGAAAAUGUGAAUUUAAGAAUAAAAUGAAGACAUUUUAGUUUGUGAUUUAUUUGCAGCAUUGCAUUUUUUAUUCUUACUGUUUCUUGUGAGGCAGGUGGGUGCUAAGAUCCAUCUCUACUUGAUUUGUAAUGUUAAUAUAUACUUGAGAGACAAACAGUUAUGGGUGUUAGGAGUUAUGUUUGAAUUAAGAGCCUGUUGGUUCACUGUAGAAAUGUCUUUAGUGAAAUUUGACCUGACAGGCUUGGAUCUUUCAAUAUGGUUCCCCCCACCACUAUUGAAGGCCCCAAUCAUCUGUGUCAAUGUGCAUGCAAGUUCACUCUUUGCCUACACCAGCACGCUUGAUGGAUACUUCCUUAUAAAAUCAGUCAAGUCUGGUAAACAUUUUCCAGUUGAUUUAAGAUUUUGGCAGUCCUCUCAUUGUUUCAAAAUGCACUUCUUUCAUCCUUAACAGCACUGAAGUGAGAUUUUUUGCAGUGAUUGAUCUUCUAAAGUGUCCUGGAACUGUGCUGUAUGCUAGUCCGGUUUUUUGCUCUCUGUCUCCCAGAAGUGCACCUUUUUAGGGGUUUGAUUCACUUGUCAUCCUGAAGAUUUCAAACCUGCGACUUUUAAUUUCCUGCAUCUCCUCCUACACCUGUAUAGCAACUAAAUUGCACACGUUAUGUCUGAGCCACGCAGGGUAGGUGCAAACAGAUGUUGCAGUUCCUUAUGUUUUCUGCCCUUAUUUGAUGUACUAUUUUUAUGCCUUUAAAUUUCAGUGGCAAGAAUAUGUAUGUGCUUGGUUUAUUGUUUUAGGUAGUUAUAGAACUGUGACUGACUAAAGAUGAACCCCAUCAAUCCAUCACUUAAAGUUUAUAAAUGUGAAUAUUGCAGCUGAAAAUGAAUGAAAGUUUUUAGCUUUCUUACUUCAUACAUAACUCUUAAUCCCUGUAAUGCUUGCAAGAGUUGUUGAUGCUGUGCCUUUUGGUAUUUUAAAUUCUUUUCAGAUUUGUACUGGAAAGAGAGUACUUUUAUUUCUUAAAGCUUAAAAAGCAAAAUGAUAUUGUAAAUAAAUGAAAGGAUUUUGUUGUAACCAUUUUCAUUAAUGAUCUGUACAUAAGUUGGUGACAAGGCAUAAUGUGAAAGUUUUUUAUAUUGUAAUUGUUAGUUUAUGAAAACGGGCUUGGUGGUUUAUUUUUUUUUUUAUUUUUAUUUUUUUUUUGUAUUUUGUUUUCUCCAUAGAAAACAAAUCUAAGAGAGUAAGCUAAAUCUGUAACAAAUAUGCCACCAUAAAAUUAGACAGUUCAAAAAUUAAAUUUGGACAGACUUUAAUUACUCUUUUCCUUUUAUUUAAACAUCAUUAAUGGGUCUUUGGUGAAGUAGGAGAUUAAACCAGUUGGCUUCUCCUCCAGAUAGAUAAAGGAAGAAACAGUCUGGGGUCCUUUGUGAUUUUUCACAUCCAUCUACAUUUUAAUCCUUUUAAAUUUGUUAAAAAGUUUUGGGUUUUUUUGGGAAAACCUACUUUAAAACAAUCUCACUUGCCUUUCCUUCAUUCUACCACAGUGGAGUGGAGUGAAUUGUGAAAGUUCAGGAGCUGACAGACCCCGGAGUAUUUACCAAUAGAAAUGGUGACUUAAUAUAUAAAUGAUACUGCAGAUUGCUAAAAUGCAUUUUUGGUAGAAGCCAACUGGAUUGAAAGAGCACAGUAUGUGUUUGUGUUCAAACUGACAAUUAUCUGAAGUGUGCAAGUCUGGCAAAUCUGGACGUGCAUUUGAUGGUUUGUUCAUUUAAAACAAAACAAAAUCUCUUUGAGUGUAUUUGAAAUAAUACAUUUUAAUGUAAGUCCAAAGGUACACCUAAGAUUGCUACAAUUGCUGCAUUAAGAAGCACAGAAUUUCAAAAAUUAAAAGUGGAAGAGACAGAACAGGUAAUCCACACCAUCAAGCCUUGCACAUGGUCAGAGUGCCUAUUGUGGACCCCUUUCUACAUUUUAUUUUCAGUCUUAUAGCCAAAACAUUAUUUGGUGGUUUGCCUUUGUGGAACACACAAUGUAAAACAUUUUAAGUGUAAAUGAUAAUAACAGUUGGUUACUUUUGUGUAAUAUAAAGGAUGACUACAGUCAAAGAAUAAUAAAAAGUCUUUAUUUUUUCUUCAGCUGUGUGUUAACCUUGCCUUUAGACCAAGAACAGCUGGCUUCAUUCUUCAACGGUUAUGUAACAAAUGCUUAAGCACUUGUAAAGUUGUGCAAGAUUUGUUUCCGUUUCAUGUAAUUUGCAGGUUAUGUAAAAUAUAUUCCAUUUCUAUUUUCUUUUACUUGUUUCACCAAGUUCUCAGUUUAUGAAGUAAAACUGUACCCUUGUUUGUUUCUACA
Molecule: messenger RNA, 13365 nt
Organism: Erpetoichthys calabaricus (reedfish)
Lineage: Eukaryota; Metazoa; Chordata; Cladistia; Polypteriformes; Polypteridae
Gene: wnk3
Product: serine/threonine-protein kinase WNK3
Exons: 26
Coding region: 501-9482 (2993 amino acids)
Biological process (GO): protein phosphorylation; intracellular signal transduction; negative regulation of sodium ion transport
Cellular component (GO): cytosol; cytoplasm
Molecular function (GO): protein serine/threonine kinase activity; chloride channel inhibitor activity; ATP binding
Source: RefSeq, a predicted model, not a curated record